Messenger RNA from Dentiscutata erythropus, 939 nucleotides. NCBI's taxonomy places the organism in Eukaryota, Fungi, Glomeromycota, Glomeromycetes, Diversisporales, Gigasporaceae. The record is from the annotation of a GenBank genome assembly.
AUGUUUAGAAAGUAUAAAAACUCUAUAUUUUUUACCCUUUCCUGUAAAUUACAUCUCAAAAAUAAUAAUGGAAUUGGAAAAUCUAAUAACACCCCACUACAGACUCCAUUAAAUAUUGAAAAAGAAAUAUUUAUGCCUCAAGGAGAACCUGAAAUGUGUUUAUUGUGUAAUGAACCCGAACUAUUAUUUGAACCUAAUAGAGCUAACUUGGAACCAAUCACGAUAUUGACCUGUUUUUAUAGCUUCCAUCUUAGAUGUAUUAUUAUUUUUUUAAAAAAAGAUACAACAUGUCCUCAAUGCCAACAACCUAUUUAUCUUAAAGAUGAUAAUAAUACACAGAUACAUUUAAAAAAAGAAGAAUACAUAGUUGAAAAACUUUUUAAAUACUUAGCUAAAGAACCGCAAGACUUUGGUCCAUCAUCUAAGAACAUGGUUAUAGAAACAGAGAAUUCUACAUCUUCAGAAAUAGUAUUCGUUAAAAUACAUAACAAAAUAAUUCAGGCUGAAAAAAUUCUUGAAGAAAAAACAUAUGAAGUGUCCUGUGCAAAAUAUGAAGUUCUCGAUUCUUACUAUCUUCUUGGGAAAGCAUUAGUAAAAAAACUAGCUGAUUUUUUAACUAAUCAUCCUCUAACUGCUCGAACCUUGCUUAAUGUAGAAAUUAAACGUCAAUUUCCCUUUGAUAUGUCUCAUAAUGUCUUUAACAAGAAGAAACGUUCCACUAUAAAUAUUUAUAAGAUAUUCAGUACAGAAGGUUUAGGAAAAGAUAAUAUCAAGCGAAUUAGAAAAUUUACCCCAUCAGCUUUUGGAAGAUUUAAUGAUAAAGAAAUGAAAGUUAUUCAAGAAAGAGUUAGAACUACUUUUUCACAACCGAAUAAGCUUGAAAACCAAUUGGAUAAUUUAGAUCUAAAUGAGGAGAGAGACCCAAUGCUAACUGAUUGA